Lactuca virosa is the source of this 1248-nucleotide messenger RNA. The record is from the annotation of a GenBank genome assembly. NCBI's taxonomy places the organism in Eukaryota, Viridiplantae, Streptophyta, Magnoliopsida, Asterales, Asteraceae.
AUGGCCACAAAAAAAGAUAUACACAGAAAAAACUUUGCAUUUGUUAGAUUUAAAGGAGUUGAUGACGAGAUGAGACUAGAGAACUCCCUUCAAGGCCUAAAAUGUAUGGGGUCAUCGUUGGAGGUAAACGUGGCCAUAUUUGAAAGGAGAGAAGUGACAAGGACAAAACGGAACAUAACUGAAAACAGUUUAAAUCCUCCACGAAAGCCUACAGACGCAUUCUGUGAUGGCAGGUCCUUUGCAGCGGUGACAUCAGGGGUCUUUCAAGGCCUGGUUCCUCCCCCUCCUCCUUCGACGUUAACAAACAAACCUAUUCGCCUAGAGGGAGACUCAUUUUGGGCGCAUUGGGUUCUUAGUCCUUUAACUCUAAUCGGGGUUGCCCGUAGUUUGGAGCAUUUAAGGAACUUAGCUGUGAAGUACAGACUGGGUCAAGAAUUUGCAUAUGGAAUGAAGUACAUGGGAGGACUUUCGGUUGGUAUUAGAUUCAGAAACUCGGCUGUCGUAAAACAGUUUCUUCUAAAAAAGGAGCAAUGGGGGAAAUGGUUUAGUGAAUUCAAGGUUGGAAGCUCUUACGAUGGGAAUGUAGAAAGGAUCGCAUGGCUGAAAGUAGUAGGUCUCCCUCUUCAUAUGUGGAGUGAGGAAAACUUUUCUCGGAUUGCAAGAUGGGUGGGCCAGCCUAUUGGACCCUUGGAGAUUCCAUUGAGCAUGCAGGACGUUUCACAUGGUAAGAUUUGCGUUCUAACAAGCAGGAAGACCAAAAUUAACGAUGAAGUGUUGGUGAAAUUAAAAGGGAAUGUCCAAAAAAUGGGGCUUGUUGAGGAAAAUUUCGAUUGGCCUCCAUUCCCUGUUGGGUUGUGGAUCAGUGAGGAGCCUUGCAGAUAUGAAGACGAUGGUUCGGCGUUUAUUGAUGAUGAUGGCGAUAACAGGGCAGGAGGUGAAAAUCUGGAAGAUGAGAAUAUGAAUAAAGGAUUAGAUGAUGAAGAGCUGGAAGAAGGGGAACUCCGGUACGAUGAGGAUAUCCGGAUCGCAAGGGUGAUGUCCACGAAACCGUUGGUGGCAGAGGACGAGCCAUUGCCGGAAACCAGGACCCAGAUCGACGGAACACAGGGACUGGAAGAUGUUUCGACGGAGGUGGUUCCAAGGAAUGGGGAAGAUCAAUCGUUUACUAAUAUUAAUUGUCAACGGGAGGGAAUAUCUUUUAUAUUUAAUGCAGAGUCGUCAAAGGAAAAGACUCCUGUGGCUCCUUAG